This is a messenger RNA of Diplodia corticola, 3240 nucleotides long. Its product is annotated as nonribosomal peptide synthase-like protein. Lineage: Eukaryota; Fungi; Ascomycota; Dothideomycetes; Botryosphaeriales; Botryosphaeriaceae. The record is from RefSeq and is a predicted model, not a curated record. The transcript is spliced from 2 exons. Gene Ontology annotation, biological process: secondary metabolite biosynthetic process; amino acid activation for nonribosomal peptide biosynthetic process. The coding region runs from base 1 to 3240 and encodes 1079 amino acids. Gene Ontology annotation, cellular component: cytoplasm. Gene Ontology annotation, molecular function: catalytic activity; phosphopantetheine binding.
AUGCUCCUCACCGUCUGUUCUGAGAGACAGCUCAUCCUUUCGUCCAUCGCAAAAGCACUGGGCCUUCCCGUGGAUGGCAUCGACACUUCCAAGAGCUUUACGGAACUGGGCGGGCACUCGUUAUCGGCGGUGGAAGUCCAACAUGAGUGUAAGAAAAUUGUUGAAAAGCCACCCACCGUUCUCUCAUUACUCGUUUCUCCUUCGAUAGAAGAGCUCCUUCCCGCUCGAAAAAGGUUCAGCUCGUAUCAAGAGGCUGGGCCUUCGAGAGCCAACACGCCUGCCACGACUGAUUCGGGAUUCGUCGAACCGGCAUCGUUUGAUGGAGACAUGGAACCGGCGGACACGUUCUCAACAUACACAAGCCCGGAGGAUGACGGAUUCGGACAACAGACGGACACGGCGGAAGCAACGGUUCCAUCCUCGCUGGACCGACGCGCUUCCCAGCACCAAACACAAGCGGACACGAACACGACAGAGGCACCAGCAACGGACAUGCAGGUGGUCUUCAUCCGAGGCGGGCAGAGCACAAUACGGUAUUUCGAGACAUGGCGGUUGGAAGACGUUGUCGUGAUGAAGCAUGCGUGGAAGAGGGUGGUCAGCAUGGAGCCGAUUUUCCGAAGUGUGUUUGAGGAAGACACGCCAAACUCGUACACGAUGCGGCUACGGGAGGUUUCGAUUCCUUGGGAAGAAGUCGUCACCUUCGACCGGCAGUCAUACCAGGCGGAGAUGGCAAAGCAAGAGUCUCACCUGGUGCCGGGGUUCCGGUUCAGAAGCGUCAUAUUCCGAUCUCCGGACUGCAGCCGCAGCGAGGCGACCAUCGUCCUCUCGGUGCAUCAUGCGCUGCUCGACGGGUUCUCCAUGGAGCAGCUGGCGGAGAAGGUCCGGCGGGUGGCGCUCGGAGAGAAGGACGUGGCACCGGGCAAGUCCUUUCUGGCUGCCGCCCAGGAGCUCGACGCGAUCAAGAAGGAAUCCUCUGCGGAAGCGAUUGAGUUUUGGGCGAGGAAGUCGGCCGAGUACGUGGGUGCGGCAGCCAGCCUGGGUCUGCCCAGGCCCGAGGGACGCAGAGAGGACCGAGACCGAGACCGAGACAACGAGGUGUACAUCGACUUCGACCAUCUCACCGACCGGCUCCACGAGACUUGCAGGGCGCUCGGCAUCACGGUGGCGUCGUUCUUCCACGCAGCGUGGGCGCUGGUGCAGGCGCUCUACACGGAUUCGGACAAGGUGGUGUUUGGUGCAAUACUCAGCGGAAGGAACCUCCCAAUCGACGGCAUCAGCAGCGUCAUCGGCCCGCUGCUGAACACGCUCCCGCUGCACGUCUCGAUCGACUCGGGCAGCUCGACGGGCGACUUUGUGCGACGCAUCCUGCGGGACCUGGCCGAACUCUCGUGCUUCCAGUGGAGCACGCCGGCGCACGGGUUUGCGCGCAACUUCGAGGCGGCGCUGUCUGUGACGCGCGGGCUCCAGGCAGCUUCGCACGGCCACGGCGCGGUGCAGCCCAUGCGCGCGCCUUGCUACGACUUCGAGAGCAACAUCCCACUGAGCAUGGCGCUGGACGAGGCGGCCAUGAACCUGCGGCUGGUCUACCACCCGGACUGCUACAGCCGCGAGACGGCCGAAGGGCUGGCAUCCUGCUUCGUCAACGCGCUCGAGAGACUGACGUAUCCCACGAGCGUCGGGCAGUGCCUCGAUUCGCUGAUCACGGUGCCGAUGCAGAGGCGGCUGCGGGUGCUGGGCAACUGCAUCUCGGGCCUGACAACGCGUGUUGCCCAUCCCGAGGACCUCGUCUCGCUGUUCGAAGCGGCAGUGGAGGCACACCCCGACGCCGCUGCCGUGGAAAUGGGCGAGCGCAGCCUCAGCUACCGGGAGCUCGACCAGCGCGCGUCGCAGGUUGCCGCCGCACUGGCCGAGCUGCACGUCGCCGAAGACGAAGCCGUCUGCGUGCACGCCGACGGCAGCGUCGACUGGGUGGUCGGGCUGAUGGGAGUGCUGAAGGCCGGGGCCACCAUGUGCAGCCUCGACGCCACGCUGCCCCACGACCUGCGCACCACCAUGUUUGCCGCCGCCCACAGCAGAGUCUUCGUGGUCGGCAACGAGUCGCAGCUGAGCUUCCAGCCCGACGACUGCACCCACUGCCUCGUAUUGGACACGCUCACCGCCAGCGCUCCCCCGGCGCGGACGGAGCCGUGCACGCCGCGACGUCUGCGGCCGUCGGCGGCGGCAUACCUGUGCUUCACGUCCGGGUCGACAGGCACGCCCAAGGGCGUCGUGUGCACGCACCAGGGGCUCGUGGCAUUCCAGAAGGACGUCGAGGUGCGGCUGCACGCAGGGCCGGGCGUGCGGGUGGCUCAGUUCAUGUCGCCAGCGUUUGACGGCAGCAUCCACGAGAUCUUCUCUGCCCUGAGCUACGCCGCCACCCUCGUGCUGCGCAGCACCGCCGACCCGUUCGCCGUGCUGCGCCGGGCCGACAGCGCCAUCAUGACGCCCUCGGUCGCGCGCACCCUCCCCGCCGCCGACUUUUCCAACCUCAAGACGGUCUACCUCGUUGGCGAGCAAGUGCCGCCGUCGGUGGUCGAGCAGUGGGCGCCUGGCCGCAAGCUCUACAACAUGUACGGCCCAACCGAGGGCACCUGUGGCGCCACCAUCGCGCGGCUGACCCCCGGCCGCGCCGUCACCAUCGGCCGCCCGAACCCGACGUCGCGCGUCUACCUGCUGGGCCCGGCCGGCCGCCGCCUGGUGCCGCCCGGCGCCGUGGGCGAGAUCUGCAUCGCCGGCGUGCAGGUCGCGCGCGGCUACGUGGGCCUGCCCGCCGAGACGGCCGCGCGCUUCGUUGCCGACCCCGUGUGCCCCGGCCUGGACGAGAUGAUGUACCGCACCGGCGACCGCGGCUUCUGGAACCAGCGCGGCGAGCUGGUGUGCCUGGGCCGCACCGACCGCCAGCUCAAGCUGCGCGGCUUCCGCCUCGACCUCGACGACCUCGAGCUGCGCAUCGCGCGCGCCCUGCCCGCCGGCGCCAUCACCGCCGUCGCCCUCACCCGCGCCUGCCGCGGCGACACGCUGGUCGCCAUGGUGCAGCCCGCCGCCCUGGACCCCGCCGCCGUGAGGGCCGCCGUCGCCCGCCAGCUGCCCAGGCAGGCCGUGCCCUCGGCCAUUGCCUGCGUCGACGAGUUUCCCAUGACGCGCGCGGGCAAGGUCGAUCUGAAGGCCAUCGCUGCGCGGCUCGCCAAUUUUGCUGCAUAG